Halichondria panicea is the source of this 3880-nucleotide messenger RNA. RefSeq names its product protein unc-13 homolog D-like. Lineage: Eukaryota; Metazoa; Porifera; Demospongiae; Suberitida; Halichondriidae. The transcript has 26 exons. The record is from RefSeq and is a predicted model, not a curated record. The coding region runs from base 101 to 3643 and encodes 1180 amino acids. Gene Ontology annotation, cellular component: secretory vesicle.
UUGAUCCGGAUCAGUUCAGCUCCUGAUCCAGUUGAUGCUGCUUGCAGACUAUUUACAUCAGUCAGGAUAGACUUACUAGCUAGCUAUCUAGCUAGUGGAUAUGGCGGCUAUAGUACUAUCAGUGUGUAAGAAGAUCUACGAGAUCAAGGACCUGAUUCCUAACCUUCUUAAACCAAGUGGUUCCCUAAUUCGUGGCACUGAUCAACCUACCACGCCUUUACUAAUCAGUAAUGAAUCUUCUACCAUUCUAGAGACUGUUAUCCAGGAGCAGAAACACAGUGCGUCAAGGUCCCCCCAAUCUUCCGGCAGUGAUGACAAAGAGUGUGAGGAUGAUAUGUACACCAUUGGUGUUACUAAGGAUACCUCCAUCUAUGAGGGGGCAGAGGAAGCAGCUAAGCUCGAGCAGACACUAGCAAUCGCCUUGGCAACUGUUGUCAACUUUAGGAAGGUACCGAACGACGACACCAGCAAACAGCUAGCGGAGUAUGUACUCAAGGCGUUUAAUACUGAUGACGAGACACUGAGGCAGCAUUGGAAGAAAGCUUCUGCUCAAGAGAAACCAAAAAUAAAGCUUGUUUGUACUGUGAGGAGUUGCUCUAAACUAGAAGCCAAAUAUGCCAAGGGCAAGAGUGAUCUGUAUGUCCGUAUCGGGAUCAUUGAUGCUACACGUCAGGGAGAGGAUAUUGUUAAGAAGGAGAACCUCCUCGACUGGAAGAAAAAGGGCGGAGUCAUGCCCACUGGGGAAAUACAGGAGACAAGUGUACGGAAAGCUACCCUCAACCCUCAGUGGAAUGAGACUCUCGAACUGUCGAUGGUCAGCACUAAACAAGAUUUGCUUGUGGUGGAGGUGUGGGACAGUGACAAGGAUAUGGCCACACCCACCAAGGUCAAGGGCAUUCGUCAUUUUGUGAAGGACCUCCGUAAGACGGAGUACGUGGGACGUGCGUUCUUUUCUCUGUUGGGACUAAAACGUGUAGAGGGCAAAGAGAUGGAGCUUUUCUCUCACUCAGGGAAGAGUCGCCAGGGCUCCAUUAUUAUGGACCUGUCAGUGGAAGAAGUCAAGAAGAACACUCCUCUUGAGGUUGGUAUGUGGGAGCAUCUGCAGCUGACUCAUGCUGUAGUGAACCACGAGGGUCGUGUGGGGGGUCAGUAUCGGAGGAAAUGGAGGGGAGAGUUGAAUGAGGAGGCAGAGAAGCUACUGGACAAGCACGCAGAGUACAGUGGACUCAGUGAAGCACACAAAGCAGUCACUCGUUUCUCUAUUCUGAUCAAGUACCGUGGGACGUUUGCUGUCAAGAUGUCUACUAUCAUUUCUCUCAUCCAGAAAAUCAUCACCCUGACACCGGAAACAUUCACACUAAAGCCCAAAUACUAUACUGAGGGGAAGGUCUCACAUGACUGGGUUGCUGCGUUACUGAAGGACCUUGGAGAGCUAGUGAUGGACAUCGAGGAGGUCUUGAAGAACCACCUCACUCUGCUCAAUAUCAAGGACUCCAAGGAUGUGGAGAGACUGAGGCGUCGUGUGGGCAUUUUGCUCCAGCUGUACAAGUUCACCCCAUUCGUGGAACGCCUCCCUGAAGAGAAACGGUCGUUGUCACAGCUGUUGGAGAAGAGCAUUCAAGCUGCUGUCCCCAGUUGGUUCCUCAUGCUCUGUGCCAAGCUAAUGCCUGACCAGAAUACACCGGACAUGCAGCUGAUUGCUUUCAAGGGUGUCAUUGAGGAUGUUCUCUACCACUGCAAGAUAGCGCUGCAACACGUCAACCCCAUCUUUCAGAGAGCCGGGGUAGACUACUUCACUCCCUUCUAUAUCAUUAUUGACAAACUGAUUUUCGCGGAAACGAUGUACAAACUUGAAAUACGGAACAGCCCUGACGUUGUGACCACGUACGAGGUGUAUACAACCAUCAAAGAAAUCAAAAAGCUCAAAAAGAAUGUUCCGAAAGAACACCGCCAGGAGUUAGCGAUAGAUGUGUCACACGAUAUCUUUCAGAGCAAAGUAGACCAGUGGAUUGAUCUUGCCACAGAGAGAUGCAAAUCAGGCAUAAAGAAAGCCAUUGAGCUAGACAAAGUGGUCCAUGUCACAAACGAUGUCCAGUUCUCAUCCUCGGCUGUUGACGGAGCCGGGUUCCUGUUCCUACUCAUGAAACUCAGCGAUGAGCUUGAUUGGCCAGCUAAGGCGGAGGCAUUUACGUUCAUGAUAUCUGUGGUGAGGAAUGUGUGUGAGUGUGCCCUAUUCUACGUGUCUGAGGCCUGCAAUUGCCUGAGGCCAGAGGACAUGCAUGACGGACAGGGGCACUUUAGGGCCACUGAAAAGCUGAGCAUAGUGCUAAACAAUAUGCAACACAUCAAGACAGUGAUAAUGAAGCAUUUGAUGGAGCACUCACUGGAACAGAGCGGCAAGAAACUAACAGAAGAAGAGCAAGAGAUUCAAACUCACUCGAAGGUGGUUAUGGGAACACUCAUUCAAAGUGCUGGGGAAGACAUUGGCAACAAAAUGGGCAGCAUCAUCAGUCAAAUUGUUUCGAAGAUGAGCCCUGAUAUGAUGACACUUAUUAAGAAGAUUAUGGAGAGAAAGACACCAACGAUUAGUCUAGAGGUAAUAGACCCCGUGAUGACAUACCUGGCCAGCAACCUCCAGACACUAGGCAACCAUCUUCUCACUCCCAUCUUCCAAUUAAUCCUGAGAAACAUGUGGUGUAUGUCUAUUGACUCUCUACAGAAGGUGCUCAACUCUGAUGCAGCCAAGAAGAGUAACGAUCGCAGUCAGUACUAUUCAAAGGUCAAGUUUAUCCUACAGAGCUUCAAGGAGUUCUUCCAUGCUGAUGGUAAUGGGCUCGACUUGGAGAGCUUGAACACCAACAAGUACAAGGAGCUCCUCUAUCAGCUUGACAUUCUGAGCCUCCAAACAGACAAACUGGUCUUGAAAUUCUUCUCUGAUUUGGCAGAUAUUCAAACGGCCCUGGUAAACUCUGAAAAAGAUAAGUACGGAAAGAUUUUGCUCAGUGUGGGCUACCAUCAAGACAAGGAGGUUGUUGAGGUCAACCUCUUCCAGGCCAACAAGCUGCCAAGCCUGGACAGUACAGGGCUUAGUAACCCAUUUGUUGAGUUGACCCUCAUGCCUCCCUGGCAAUUUGGCCACACCCAGUCAAAGAAACAAAAGACCCCUGUCAAAAAGAAGACUGUGAAUCCAGUUUUCAAUGAGGAUUUCAUCAUGCCUGCCAGUAAAGCAUCUCUUCAAACUCGAGGAGCUGUCUUAUUACUGACUAUCUUUGACUAUGACAUGCUUCGUUCCAAUGAUUUGUGUGGAGUGUGCGUCGUACCGUGUGAAGACAUUCCCAUCCUCUCUCCAGUCACUUCAGCCUUUGACAAUCCUGGCGCCAUUGUGAAGAAGAACUUGAUACUACCUCUCUUCAAGAUUCCUGCAAGUACAAUGUCUCUGAAUGAGUUACUUACUCGAGCUAAUUCAUCUGAUCUAAGAGUUGCUGACUUCCUCAAGGAGAAUAAACAAAUUCUGGCAGAUUUAGAUAUCGAUAAUCCCACACUCCAACAGAGCCUUAUGACAAAACAUCUGAAACGGAUCAAAUCGGGUGCAACUGGACUACUUACUAUGGCUUCAAAACUUCGAAAGUCUACAAUCCACUGAAUAUUGACUUUAUAUGUGCAUGCUGCGCCUAUACUUGACUGAUCUUGCCUACAUAAUUAUAUAUAUUUAAGAUUCUACAAAAUUAUAUAUUAUAAUUAUAUACUUGCUGACUUUUAUACGGUACGUCUAUUCACUUGAUUGUUUUUGUGCUGAUUUAUAAUAAAAAUUACUACAAAAGUAAACAAUACAUUUUUAUUAUUAUUUUUUGCACAAAAUAAAAAUAAUUAUGAAAAUUAA